AUGGCUGAGAGCGGAGUGAUGGAGAAUUUGGACUCCAAGUGGAUCGACAAUCGGGAGUCAAAAUGCGUAGCUGAAGUUCAUAAAUCUCCUGCGCGGCUCAGUCUCUGGAACAUGCGAGAUGUAUUUAUCCUUGUCACUGGCGGCGUGGCAGCUGGAGCACUCUUCAGCACUAUCGAAGUGACC
This is a messenger RNA of Cooperia oncophora, 183 nucleotides long. NCBI's taxonomy places the organism in Eukaryota, Metazoa, Nematoda, Chromadorea, Rhabditida, Trichostrongylidae. The record is from the annotation of a GenBank genome assembly.